GGCCUCAUCAGGAUCAGAGCUCGCCCGCGGAAGGCUCUCUUUCCGUUUGAUCCCCCUCCUCACCUCCCCAUCAGCAUCAUGCGCGCGUUAUAAAUUGCUCCUCCGCCCGGCGGCACAAAGAUGCCCUGGCUUGCUGGUGGCUUCCUCCCGGCGCAUCACCAACUUUUAAAGCUGGCCCCUCCGAUCCCUGCUUUGUUUGCAGCGCAGCUCGCGGGGCUUCAUUCGCUUGUAGGUCACUGGCUCGGCUCCCUGCUGCUUGGUCUCGAUCCAGGCACAGGCAGGAAGUAGCAGCAGCUCGUCUUGACUCCACACACCCACCUACCCUGCUGCGACCGCGGGCCGGGCGUAUCGGAGCUAGCUCCGCGUUCUCUACCCUCUGCGCACCUAGCCCGCACCUGCACCUCUUUGUUGGCGGCCAUGGGGAGUUCAUGCGUGAACCUCUCCCGCGCCGUCCUCUUCGCCGGAGGCCGCCGCCGCGGCCACCAGUACGGCAGGGCCGGCCUGCUGCUCCCACCGCCGUCGUUGCUGUCGAGGCGGCACGGCAAUGCCACCCUGGCGUGCUGCUCGUCGUCGUCCAGUACAGGCUCGAGGCCAUCGUCGUCGUCUUUCCCAGCAACGCACGGUCUCGGGGGAAAGUCGCCGGAGGAUCACACCGCCGGGAUUGGGGUCGCGGAGUUCCUCGGCGCCAAGAACUUCCUCAUCACCGGCGCAACCGGUUUCCUUGCUAAAGUUCUUAUCGAGAAGAUUUUGAGGACGAAUCCUGACGUUGGCAAGAUAUACGUGUUGAUCAAGGCCAAGGACAGCGAAGCAGCGUUGAGGAGAUUGCAAAACGAGGUAGUGGACACGGAGUUGUUCAGAUGCCUGCAGGAAAUCCACGGGAACGACUACAGCAGCUUCAUCGCAAGGAAGCUGGUUCCCGUCGUCGGCGACGUCAGGGAGGCCAACAUCGGCAUCGCUCCCGAGCUCGCCGACGAGAUCGCCGGCCAAGUCGACAUCAUCAUCAACUCGGCGGCGAACACCACGUUCGACGAGCGGUACGAUGUCGCCAUGGACAUCAACACCGUGGGCCCGUUCCGGAUCAUGAGCUUCGCGCAGCGGUUCCGGCGGCUCAAGCUCUUCUUGCAAGUGUCGACAGCGUAUGUGAAUGGGCAGAGGCAAGGCCUGGUGCUGGAGAAGCCGUUUCGCAUGGGAGACACCAUAGCCAAGGAUCAGUUGGGACGAUCUUCAGAAGAAGAUAAGGGCAGCACCGUGCUAGACAUCGAGGCAGAGAUCAAGCUGGCCUUCGGCUACUCCAGUGACUCUGCUUCUUUUGCUCAAGAAAUGAAAGAUCUAGGCCUGGAGAGGGCAAAGCUCCAUGGCUGGCAGGACACCUAUGUGUUCACCAAGGCCAUGGGGGAGAUGGUCAUCAAUAGCAUGCGAGGGGAGGUGCCGGUGGUCACCAUCAGGCCCAGCGUCAUCGAGAGCACCUGGAGGGACCCCUUCCCCGGCUGGAUGGAAGGGAACAGGAUGAUGGAUCCUGUCGUCCUCUACUACGGCAAAGGCCAGCUGAGUGGGUUCCUCGCCGAUCCAGAAGGCGUUCUCGAUGUGGUACCGGCGGACAUGGUGGUGAACGCGACGCUGGCGUCGAUGGCGAAGCACGGCGGCGGCGCGGCGCCGGCGGGGCCCGGGAUGCACGUGUACCACGUGUCGUCGUCGACGGUGAACCCGCUGGUGUUCGGCGAGCUGAGCCGGUUCCUGUUCCAGCACUUCACGCGGUGCCCCUACAGCGACGCGGCGGGGCGGCCCAUCCCGGUGCCGCCGAUGCGGCUCUUCGACAGCAUGGAACAGUUCGCCAGCUACGUGGAGACGGACGCGCUGCUGCGGAGCGCCCGGUCCUCGUCGUCGUCGCCGCCGGAGCAGCGGCUCUCGCAGCGGGCGCGCGAUCUCUGCGCCAAGUCCGUCGAGCAGACCAUCCACCUGGGCAGCAUCUACCAGCCCUACACCUUCUACGGCGGCCGCUUCGACAACGGCAACACGGAGGCGCUCUUCGCGGCCAUGUCGGCGGCGGAGCAGGCGCGCUUCCACUUCGACGUGCGCAGCGUGGACUGGACGGACUACAUCACCAACGUCCACAUCCCGGGCCUCCGGAAGCACGUCAUGAAGGGCAGGGGCGUCGCCACCAACCAGCUGCUCGCCAGCACCUCCGUGUGACCUCGCCGGCCGGCCGGCAAAGGGAUGCGCGACGGCGUGUACAGAGUACAGACUCGAUCUUGUUACGCCACCACACGGCCGAUGACUGACGACCAGCCUUGCCGUUCGGUUUCUUCAUCUCCUGACAGGUUAACUGGUUCACGGAAUCACAGUAGCGGUAAAUCUAAGGUUGUCGUGGGCAUGCCAUGCUUGCAUUCAAGAUAGGAUAGAUAUACGACUGUUCAUCUCUUCCAUGCAUGUUGACUUGUUGAUUCUUGUAUUAUCGUGUAGUUCCAAAAAACAAAGGCUGUGGUAAUCAACAGUAUACAAGUCCUAAUAGGGAAAGGAGUCAUGCUCAUGUACUAUAAGCACAUCUUUACCAAUAUUUAGAUUACUGAUGAAAGGAGUUUGAUUGUGCCUUGCCA
This is a messenger RNA of Panicum virgatum (switchgrass), 2594 nucleotides long. Its product is annotated as fatty acyl-CoA reductase 2, chloroplastic-like. The record is from RefSeq and is a predicted model, not a curated record. Gene Ontology annotation, biological process: suberin biosynthetic process; long-chain fatty-acyl-CoA metabolic process. Lineage: Eukaryota; Viridiplantae; Streptophyta; Magnoliopsida; Poales; Poaceae. Gene Ontology annotation, cellular component: intracellular membrane-bounded organelle. The transcript has 8 exons. Bases 418 to 2190 code for a protein of 590 amino acids. Gene Ontology annotation, molecular function: alcohol-forming very long-chain fatty acyl-CoA reductase (NADP+) activity.